AUGCCCCGGACAUACACCCGCCAGGGUUUAAACCUGGUGCCCCUCGGGGUCCCUGCAGGGCCUGGCACUCGCCCAGCUGCAGCAGGACCCCCACCCGCUCCGCGCAGGCAGGACGGGCCCCGGCACUCCCUGCGGCUGGCAGCUGCCCCCCAGGACAGCCGCUCCGCCGCGGCUCCCGCGGGGCGGUCGGCGGCCCUGCGGGCACGGAUGGAGGAGCGGCUGCUGGCCGCCCGGUUCCGGUACAUCAACCAGCAGCUCUACACCUCCACCAGCCAGGAGGCGGCACGGCUCUUCCAGAGUGACCCUGAGGCCUUCAAAAUCUACCACCGCGGCUUCGCCCAGCAAGUGGAGCGCUGGCCGGAGAACCCCGUGCACCGCAUCAUCCGCUACCUGCGGCGGCGGCCAGCCUCACUGGUGGUGGCAGAUUUUGGGUGCGGUGACUGCAAGAUCGCGAGCAGCAUCAAGAACAAGGUUCACUCCUUUGACCUGGUACCUCUCAGCCCGCUGGUCACCGUCUGCGACAUGGCCAAGGUGCCUUUGGCGGCCGAGUCGGUGGACGUUGCGGUGUUCUGCCUGGCGCUGAUGGGCACCAACCUGCAGGAGAUCCUGGAAGAGGCCAACCGCGUGCUGAAGCAGGGGGGUAUCCUGAUGGUGGCCGAGGUGGCCAGCCGCUUUGAGGACAUCCGAGCCUUCAUGAACAGCAUGGCUCAGCUGGGCUUCAAAAGCGUCUCCAAGGCUCUUCAGGCUCGUGGCAGGAGCUGCUUGGAGGCCGUGCAGGGCAUAGGCAUUGUAGUUGUUGCUCAGGGCAAGGAAAGUCUGUGGAAGCGGGAGGGAUUACACGGGAAGGGCUGUUUUGGGCAGAAUGCAUCCCCUAUCUUCGAUGGGAGCAGCAGCGAGGACUUGCAGUACAAAGGUAUUGCCCUGCUGUGGCACCCCGACCCUCUUUCCCCGAAGGCCUAA
This is a messenger RNA of Nipponia nippon (crested ibis), 960 nucleotides long. NCBI's taxonomy places the organism in Eukaryota, Metazoa, Chordata, Aves, Pelecaniformes, Threskiornithidae. The record is from RefSeq and is a predicted model, not a curated record.